Messenger RNA from Raphanus sativus (radish), 1111 nucleotides. Its product is annotated as ethylene-responsive transcription factor 4. Gene Ontology annotation, biological process: regulation of DNA-templated transcription. The coding region runs from base 133 to 792 and encodes 219 amino acids. The transcript has a single exon. The record is from RefSeq and is a predicted model, not a curated record. Gene Ontology annotation, molecular function: DNA-binding transcription factor activity; DNA binding. NCBI's taxonomy places the organism in Eukaryota, Viridiplantae, Streptophyta, Magnoliopsida, Brassicales, Brassicaceae.
UCACAACAAAGCGCCCCAAAAGGAGCGUCGCUUUUACUCUCUCUUCAUCUAUAUAUAAACAAUAACCUUCCACCUUCAAUUAUCACACCAUCCAUCCUCUCUCUUUCUCUAUCCCUCUCUGAUUAUUACGUUAUGGCCAAGAUUUGUUUGAAACCCGACCCGGUUACUCCUAACCCGAUCCACAAUAAUGCAAAGGAGAUUCGUUAUAGAGGCGUAAGGAAGCGUCCUUGGGGCCGUUACGCCGCCGAGAUCCGAGAUCCCGGUAAGAAAACCCGCGUCUGGCUUGGUACCUUCGACACCGCUGAGGAGGCGGCGCGUGCUUACGAUAAGGCGGCGCGUGAUUUCCGUGGUGCAAAGGCGAAAACUAAUUUCCCGAAUUUUCUUGAGCUGAACGAGAAAUUGACCUCCGGUGGUGGCGGUUUCGCGCGGAGCCCUAGCCAGAGCAGCACCCUCGACUACGCUUCUCCUCCGGCGGCAGUUACACCGGCGACUGAUGGGAUUGUUCAGCCGCAACUUGAGCUUAGUCUUGGCGGCGGCGCGUGUUACCAUAUCCCGACGGCGCGUCCCCUCUACUUUUUGGACCUUAUGGGAAUCGGAAACGGAGUUCGUGGUCAGCUUCCUUUGUCGUCGGCGUUUAGGUCGCCGGUGAUGCAUGUAUCUACGAAGAUGGCUUGUGGUGCCCAUAGCGAUUCUGAUUCGUCGUCAGUCGUCGAUUCCGAAGGUGGCAUGGAGAGGAGAUCUCAGCCAUUAUAUCUAGAUCUAAACUUGCUCCCUCCGGCGGAACAGGUCUGAGCUUUUGGCGGUUUUUGUAUCAUUUGCGACGCGCCUGCUUUUUUUUUUUGCGUUGCAGCUGUGAUAAUAAUUUCACGUAGUUUUUUUCGUCUCACUCUAAAAUAAUUAUAUCGGUUUUUAGAAGAAAAAUAUAUUAGUCGAGGGAGAAAAUAUAUAAUGUUAGCUGACAUGUAUCGUUAUGUACAUGACCGAAGAUCUGAACUUUUGUUGUGUGCUUUUUUGCGACUUGGUUUUUUCACCAUGUUGUUUCUCUCCAGUUUGUUUUUCUUUUGUUAUUUGUAUUCCAAAUUUUCAAUUAUUAAUUUGGUAAUCUUCGUAA